Messenger RNA from Rhopilema esculentum, 756 nucleotides. RefSeq lists its product as uncharacterized. The record is from RefSeq and is a predicted model, not a curated record. Gene Ontology annotation, cellular component: membrane. Lineage: Eukaryota; Metazoa; Cnidaria; Scyphozoa; Rhizostomeae; Rhizostomatidae.
ACUGGCUAGCCAUUUUUGCAAAGCGACUGUGCAACACGGGUAGCAAAAGACGAACGGUAGCAGAAGAAACUAUUCGUGUCGAAGUUUAAAAACGCAUUAAAGAUGACGGGCGAAAUUCAGCGAGGCCACUCAAUUGGCGCUUUGGUAAUUGGUAUCAUGGAGUUGUUAUUUGGUCUGAUAAUUGUCAUUUGCAGUUUUGUGCUCGGUGGAAAAGUGAAUGUUAGCGCUGCAUUGACUCCUUAUUGGGCUGGAAUACCGUAUGUUGUUCCUGGCAUUCUCGGAAUUGUCGUUGGAGCAACAAAGAAUAAAUGUGCUAUGAUUGCUUUCAUGAUCCUGAACAUCAUUUGCUUCAUCAUUAAUGGAAUUGCAUCCAUUUUGAUUUUCGUUGCCAUAGGGGUCUGGGCCGGGGUUGCCGCAGAAGUGACGUCAAAUUGCAAUUAUUUAUAUGGUCACUGCGUUUGCAGAUAUAAUGGGCAAUCGUACAGUUACAAAGUGGACAGCUGCGAUACUUUGACCGGCAUUGUUGCAUUGUUGUGGGCCAUUGUUGUCUUUGCUCUCAUUGCCGCCAUCACCACCCUCGCAGGGUCAAUCCUUGGUUGCAUAUCGUCAUGUUGCUCACAGAACCAGACCCCCGGCGUUGUGGUCAUCCAGCAAGGCCAGAUGCCCCCACCAAACUACAAGGCUUAAAAACUGUCAUGGAUUCUUGCAUAACCGAUAUAGAAUAUAGUCAGUACAUUGUCAUAUUCUACCAUAUAA